Messenger RNA from Rhinolophus ferrumequinum (greater horseshoe bat), 3176 nucleotides. It is a transcript of the gene HTATSF1, whose product is annotated as HIV-1 Tat specific factor 1. NCBI's taxonomy places the organism in Eukaryota, Metazoa, Chordata, Mammalia, Chiroptera, Rhinolophidae. Gene Ontology annotation, cellular component: U2-type spliceosomal complex; U2 snRNP. Gene Ontology annotation, molecular function: RNA binding. Gene Ontology annotation, biological process: mRNA splicing, via spliceosome. Bases 1 to 2280 code for a protein of 759 amino acids. The transcript is spliced from 9 exons. The record is from RefSeq and is a predicted model, not a curated record.
AUGAGCAGCAACAACUUGGAUGGGAAGGACGACUUUGAUGAGCAAUUGAGAAUGCAAGAAUUGUACGGAGACACCAAGGACGGAGACACCCUGAAAGAUCUCGGCGGAGAAACCAAUUCUAUCGUGCAGCAGCCAAGUGACACCCCCUACGAGUGGGACCUGGACAAGAAGGCUUGGUUCCCCAAGAUAACUGAAGACUUCAUUGCUACAUAUCAGGCCAAUUAUGGCUUUUCUAAUGAUGGUGCGUCUAGUUCUACUGCAAAUGUGCAGGAUGUCAGUGCUAGGCCUGCAGAGGAACCGCCACAAAGAAACACCCCUGAACCCACUGAGUCCAAAAAGAGGGGAGAAAAGAGAAAGGCUGACUCAGGAUGGUUUCAUGUUGAAGAAGACAGAAAUACAAAUGUAUAUGUGUCUGGUUUGCCUCCAGACAUUACAGUGGAUGAAUUUAUACAGCUCAUGUCCAAGUUUGGCAUUAUUAUGAGAGAUCCUCAUACAGAAGAAUUUAAGGUCAAGCUUUACAAAGAUAAUCAAGGAAAUCUUAAAGGAGAUGGGCUUUGCUGUUAUUUGAAGAGGGAAUCUGUGGAUCUCGCAUUAAAACUUUUGGAUGAAGAUGAAAUUAGAGGCUACAAAUUACACGUCGAGGUGGCAAAGUUUCAACUGAAGGGGGCGUACGAUGCCUCAAAAAAGAAGAAGAAAGGCAAGGACUACAAGAAAAAGCUGUCUCUGCAACAAAAGCAGUUGGAUUGGAGACCUGAGAGAAGAGCUGGGCCAUCCCGAAUGCGCCACGAGCGAGUUGUCAUCAUCAAAAAUAUGUUUCAUCCUAUGGAUUUUGAGGAUGAUCCGUUGGUACUGAAUGAGAUCAGAGAAGACCUUCGAGUGGAGUGUUCAAAGUUUGGACAAGUUCGGAAGCUCCUUCUCUUUGAUAGACACCCAGAUGGUGUGGCCUCUGUGUCCUUCAGGGAUCCAGAAGAAGCUGACUAUUGUAUUCAGACCCUUGAUGGACGAUGGUUUGGUGGCCGUCAGAUCACUGCCGAAGUAUGGGAUGGGACAACAGAUUAUCAGGUGGAGGAGACCACAAGAGAAAGGGAGGAAAGGCUGAAAGGAUGGGAGACUUUCCUCAAUACUCCUGAGGCCAAUAAAGGUCUUCGACGUUCAGAUUCCAUCUGUGCUUCAGAAAGGCCAGGGCCUUCUAGAGUAAGGCAUUUUUCAGAGCACCCUAGCACAUCUAAAAUGAGUGCUCAAGAAGCCGCAGCUGAAAUGGCAUUUGAAGAACCUAUAGAUGAGAAGAAGUUUGAAAAAACAGAAGAUGGGGGAGAAUUUGAAGAAGAUGCUUCUGACAAAGACGCUGAAGAAAGUGGCCCUGAAAAAGAUGCUGAAGAAGGCUGCCUUGAAAGAAAGCCCGAGGAAGGCUGCCCCAAAAGAGAGCGUGAAGAAGACUACCCUGAAAGAGAGUCUGGAGAAGCCAGUCCCGAAAAGGUAUUUGAAGAGGGUAGUCCUAAAAAAGAGUCCAAAGAGAAUAGCCCCGAAAGAGAAUCCAAAAAGAAGAAAUUCAGAAAUGAUUGUGAAGAGAAUGGCCUGGAAAAGGAGUCUGAAGAAGAUGGCCCUGACAGGGAGUCUGAAGAGGACAGCCCCCAAAAGGAGUCUGAAGAAGACAACUGGGAAAGAGAAUCGGAAGCCUGCUCUGAAAGGCAGUUUAAAGAUGGCUCCGAAAAAGAAUUUGAAGAAAAUGGCUUCAAAAAAGAAUUUGAUGAGGAUGGCUCUGACAAGGAGUUUAAUGAAAACGUUUUUGAAAAAGAGUUAGAAGAAAAUUACUCUGAAAAAUCAGAAUUUGAAGAUGACAGCUCUGAUAAAGUGUUUGAGGAGGAAGGCUCUGAGAGAGAGUUUGAUGAAGAGUCAGAUGAAAAGGAAGGAGAGGAAGAUGCAUAUGAAAAAGUUUUUGAUGAUGAGUCUGAUGAAAAAGAGGAUGAAGAAGAUGCAGAUGAAAAGGGGCUUGAAGAUGGCGAGGAAAAGGAGGAAGAAGAAGAUGGAGAUGAAAAGAUGUUUGAAGAUUCAGACGACGAAGUAGAUGCAAAGGAGGAUGAAGAUAUAGAUGAAAAGAUGUUCGAAGAUGAUGAUUCCAAUGAGAAAUUGUUCGAUGAGGAUUCCAGCGAGAAGUUGUUUGAUGAUUCUGACGAGAGAGGGACUGUGGGUAGUUUGGGGAAUGUUCAGGAAGAAGGGCCCCUGUCCACUGGCAGCAGCUUUGUCCUCAGUAGUGAUGAUGAUGACGAUGAUGAUAUUUAAUCCCUUAAACUUGGCUUUUGAGGGCAAUUCCUCCAUCUACAUUUUGCCUCCAGGGUAAUUACUAGUAGUGUAACAUGAACAUGUGCAUAGUGGUAGAAUGCCAUCAGAUUAAUGCAUUGCUGUUUUCAUUGUCACCUGUACUUACUGGUUUUAAAUCUAAAAUUGGCUGUCCAGUUAAAACUUCAUAGUGUAAUGCAAACAAACUGGAUAUUUGUCCUUUGUCAGAUUUGUUCAGUGCAUGCAGAAUAAUAUUUUUUUCAAGUAUUCUGGUCGAAAUUUAUGAUAUUCAAAAAUAAAACUAAGUUGUUAAUAUGCAGAAACAAAUUGGACUUGAGUUAAAUUGCAUUUUAAAUUCUUGCUAUUGCUUUAUUCAUACCUAAGUUCAGUUUUUUUAAGGAUUUGAAAAAUCCCGUAGUAGCCUCCUUGCUUCCAGCUUAUGUUACCACUUAGGUCCCCAUUUCCUCUCUCUAAAACAGAACAUGUUACUAAACUUGUAAAUAGCACCUUGGAAUUUUUCCUUGCCCAGUUCUUGCAAGUAAUUCGUUUUUCUUUUCUACCUUCUUUCCAUGAAUAUUGACUAUUAGAUGUGCAAGAGUGAACGUCCUGAACUGCUUCCAUUACUGAAAAUAUAGAGAUUAGAAUUCUGCGUACUGUUUGGGCCCCUCUAGAAGUUGAUUAGAGCUGUGGGACCUCUCCCCAGAUAAGUGCGCACACUACACAACUUUUUGUAUACAGUUUUGGGAGGUUCAUGGAUCCCCUGGAGUUUAAGAAUGUCUUUUAUCGUUAAUACUUUUCAGUUUUGUGUUUUUCCUAGAAUCGUUGUGCCUAGUACUGUGCUAAAUUGUAUAGUUCCAAUAAAAUUUUGGGUCUUUCUUGCUUGUGCUUUCCAAAUUCAA